Molecule: messenger RNA, 1722 nt
Organism: Batrachochytrium dendrobatidis JAM81
Lineage: Eukaryota; Fungi; Chytridiomycota; Chytridiomycetes; Rhizophydiales
Exons: 6
Coding region: 1-1722 (573 amino acids)
Source: RefSeq, a predicted model, not a curated record
AUGCGCAGAACAUCACUUGGAAAUAACCAGCUUGAAACAGCUGUAAAAGCAAGACUUUUUGUGCACAAUGGAAAUAUCCACACUAUUCGCUCAUUGUCAGUCAGCAGCACUGGAACCGCUUUGGAUCAAGCACACCUUCUUGCUUCGGCAUUUCUUGAUCAGGAACGACUGCAAAUUCAAGGUCGUAUUUCCAAUCUCACUGAACAACUCAAGUCUGUAAAAGGAGAGGCUGCUUUAGAUUUAGAGCUCCAGAUACGUCGCAGUAAAGUAGAAUACGAUCUAUCCAGCAUUGAAACUCAUCGUUUGUUCAAUGAUGGAAAAGGUAUCCAUUUAGUAUACAUGUUUUAUCCGAGUCAUGGAUCAGCAGAAAUACUAAUUGCAAUCUAUUCAAUAGUUGGUAAGCGCUCAGAGCAGCUUGGCGAAGAUGUGUUUUUUACAAUGAUCAACCGCAGAUGGAGGGAUUAUUUACGACCUAAGCUUCUCAAAAGUGCCCAGCAAUGGAAACUCAUGAAGGAUGUUUUUCCUGCUGAUUUUGUUCCAACUCUUGGAUUGAAUAUCAACUUUCCCAAAUCAAAUUGGCUUGCUCCUUUUGGUCAGCAUGUUGAUCCUACCAAGUGCCUGUACUCCCCUGAAAUAAUUAUUACUAGAGAUUUUGAUACUUUAAACACUGAUCAUUAUACUCUAUUAAUGACUGAUCUUGACCGUCCUAAUCUGGAUACAAAAUCUUACGAAGAAUGGUGUCAUUGGCUAGUCACGGACAUUCCUGUUGGACGUUCCGCGGAAUUCCCUGGUGGUGUAUCACCUUUUUUCAAACCAGAACGACUUGUUAACAUUGAUCCUUUGUCAAAAUUCGCGCCUAUUGUGGAAGCCUCUCGUGCUAAAUCCGAUUCUCAAUCUGAAAAUCUCAUUCCAGGAAAUGUAGUGUUUCCCUAUAUUCCACCCCAUCCAACAUUCUCCAAUCCUCGCCGUGUACAUCGAUAUGUGGUAACACUUUUCAAGCAGCCCAACAAGACCACUCCACUCAACAUCGAUAUGUCAAAACUGCAACUACAAGCAGAAACAGAUCGAGCACAGAUGGCCAACGCUCAAAAGGAUCUGCCUCUAUCAAGUCGUUUCCACGAGACCGAAGGUGAAAUGGCCCUUCAAAUGCGCGAACGUUUCCUUGUUGCUCCAACAAUGAAAUUUGCCAAGGACUAUAACUUGGAACUUGCUGGAUUUGGUUUCAUUACUUCAUCAUGGGUUCCUGAAACAUCGCAUGUAUUUACAGGGCUGAAUAUCCACGAACCUGUUUAUGGUAAAAAGUAUAACCAGUUUCCCAAAACUCUAGCCUUGAGACUGCAUGCAUCCAAGGAAAUGAUGUCCGAGCUGAAUAAGCCUAUAGCACAGUUGACAAGGGAGGAAAUAAAGAAACUGAAUGCAGGAAAACGGCCCAGUUUUGAUCGCAGCCGUGUUAUAACAACGGGUGAUGUGCAGCUUGGAUUGAUUCAAAAGGUCGAAGCAGAGCGUGCUGCUAAAGACAGCAAUGAGCCAACCAAACAGCGCAAAUCCAAGGGAAUCAAGAAUACAGAGCCAGUGAUGACUCCAGUGAAAAAGAUGCCGCGUUUAACAGAGAUUGCUGCUGCUGCACUUGUGAGAAACAAGCCUUCUGACGUUGCAUCCAAAAUCCAAGGAUCCAUUACUUCUGAAAUUCUAAACAGAAGAAACCGAUUUGAAAACAGAUAA